Stegodyphus dumicola is the source of this 1536-nucleotide messenger RNA. RefSeq lists its product as uncharacterized. The record is from RefSeq and is a predicted model, not a curated record. NCBI's taxonomy places the organism in Eukaryota, Metazoa, Arthropoda, Arachnida, Araneae, Eresidae.
UUUCUUUCUUUAUUAGAUGGGAAGAAAGUCAAGGUUGAAAGCAAUGAAAAGAGCUUCAAAAAAAGAUAAAAGCAAAAAUGGUGCUGCCAAGGAAAUGCGGGACGCAUCCACACAGACACCCGAAGAGACACAACUAGUUUUAGUUCCCACUGAUUAUCCCCAAGGAUUAAUAUGGGAUGAACAACAGAUGCCAAGAGUUACUACAGAAGAGAUUAUCACGAGUGAUAUAAUUGAAGAUAAAAAGAAUGUUUCGGAAGCUGCUGUUGUGGAUAAGACUGAAAAGCUUGAAAAGACUGAAAAGAGCUUAAAUAAAAAUGACUAGUUAGAUAUUUUUAUCCAGACACUAAAAAUUUCUUCUGUCAACAGUAGGCUGUCUACGUUUUACCAUCUAUAUUUUAAUUUUAUUUAAUCUUUUCCAAAAAUUCUUCCUCGAUAUUCAUAUCGUGGAUCGUUGCUAAUCAAUCUACAGAAUAUCUUGAAAUUUACUGAAAAUGUUGCUUUAAAUCAUUUAAUAAUUACUUAUUUUAUUAAUGAUUUGUUUCAUCUCAACUCACAGUUGGGGAAUUUAUUCACAUAUUGUAUAUGUGACAAAAAUACUUCUAUAUUAUUAUGGGGAUAUUUAAUAUUAAAAAGUUGACAGUUUUGCUAUGAUCAAAUUGAUUUGGGUGGGAUGGUACUGUUAUGUCUGCCAGAUUACAUUAUCUUCGUACAGUCAUAAAAAGUUUUUAAAAAGUAUUAAAUGCAUUAAAUAAUAUUUACAAUGAUUCCAUUAUCAAUAUAGAAAAAAGAUUUGAGAUUUACAUCCUUACAUAUAACUGACACAUUCAUUCACAGGUGAUUAGUUUUAAAGUGCAAAUGAUCCAGUGAACAUAUCAUUUACUGAUUACUUAAUUAUCCACUUCAUAGACAAGCAGCUAUUAUUUUGAGUUUCACUUAUGCAUAACGGUAUUGUAUACCACUUAUAAGGGCUUUUAGAAAUAAGUACUGAUUAAGCAUAAACCUAAAUUAUGAUAAAUGAAUACAGUGACCUGAAUAAAUUGUUAAUAAAUUCUUUUAGGAUGAAUAUAUAUGACUUUUGGUAUCAUGUGUUACUUAUCUUGGAAAUGCUUGAAAAAGAAUACGGAAAUUAAAGAUUUCAGUCUUCCAAAUAAAAAGCAAGUGAAAGUUACAUGAAAAAAAAUUCAUGUUAUUAAAGUAAACCGAAAAUUAUUUGAAAAAUUUGUUAAUUAAAAUGUUAUCUGCUUUUGAUUUAUCAUAAUUUUCUUAUUUUGUAGCUUUUUUAAAACAUAUAAUGAAAGCAUAAAUUUGUCUUUUAAUCAUUUUGUUUUUUAAUUGCUAUUUAAUAGCAGUUGAAUUUAAUUGAUAAAAGUCAAAUUCAUAUCGUAAAAUGUAGCUUCAAGCCUGCGCUGGCGUAAUGUGUGUGUGUAUGUAGCUCAUUUGGUGACUGGAAAAAUGCCCACAGGAAUAAUGCUCACAGAUAUAAAUGCUCACAGGAAAAAAUACCACACAGAAAUAUGCCCACACAGUAAAAAGCUC